Messenger RNA from Sinocyclocheilus anshuiensis, 3806 nucleotides. RefSeq names its product matrix metallopeptidase 16a (membrane-inserted) (gene mmp16a). Gene Ontology annotation, cellular component: extracellular matrix; plasma membrane. Gene Ontology annotation, molecular function: zinc ion binding; metalloendopeptidase activity. Bases 325 to 2139 code for a protein of 604 amino acids. The record is from RefSeq and is a predicted model, not a curated record. NCBI's taxonomy places the organism in Eukaryota, Metazoa, Chordata, Actinopteri, Cypriniformes, Cyprinidae. The transcript has 10 exons. Gene Ontology annotation, biological process: skeletal system development; proteolysis; extracellular matrix organization.
GGUAUGGUUGAAAACUCGAAGUCCAUCGCGCUCAGCAGAAGAGGAGCAGCACAACUAAAUGUGACUUAUCUGAGCAUCAUCAUCAUCACAUCUGCGCCUCCGGGAGACGAAGAAGAGACGAACUCUGAAAGCGCAAACAACGCGAUCAGAGCCUCCCGGAGUGAUAUGAUAUCAUUAUUAUUAUAUCUCUCGACGUGACGACUGUUUGUCUGCCUCUAAUGUUUCCAACCCACUGAGACCAGGGGGAUUUAUUCCUUCUUUUGUUCUUUGCUUUUUUAUUGACUUAUUAAUAAAAGCAGCCAAAACGAAUAAAUACGGGUCAUUAUGGUUUUGUUAACACUGCAUAAUAGAAGAGGGUUGAAUUGCUUGUGCGCGCAGUUCUUGCUCUGGAUUUUAUGUGCUGUGGACGGUGAGGAGCAGCAAUUCAGUGUGGAGGCUUGGCUGCAGAGGUAUGGCUACCUCCCUCUCACAGACCCCAGAAUGUCCGUCUUGCGGUCAGAACAGACCAUGCAUUCUGCUAUCGCUGCCAUGCAGCGUCUCUACGGCCUUAACGUCACCGGUGAACUGGAUAAGAACACCAUUGACUGGAUGAAGAAGCCACGAUGUGGGGUGCCAGACCAGUUCGGCGGUGCCUUGAAAUUUAGCGUCCGAAAAAGACGUUACGCUCUCACAGGGCAGAAAUGGCAACAUAAACAUAUCACGUACAGUAUAAAAAAUGUCACGCCUAAGGUGGGAGCGGAGGAGACCCACAACGCCAUUCGCCGGGCGUUCGAUGUGUGGCAGAAAGUCACGCCGCUGCGUUUCGAGGCAGUGCCCUAUAGCGACCUGGAGCGCAACAAGAAAGAUGUGGAUAUUACUAUCAUUUUCGCCUCAGGUUUCCACGGCGAUAGCUCCCCCUUCGAUGGAGAAGGGGGUUUCCUUGCACAUGCCUACUUUCCUGGUCCGGGGAUUGGAGGAGACACACACUUCGAUUCGGAUGAGCCCUGGACUCUGGGGAACCCUAACCAUGACGGGAACGACCUCUUCCUGGUGGCAGUACAUGAACUGGGUCACGCGUUAGGCCUGGAGCACUCUAACGACCCCACUGCCAUCAUGGCCCCCUUCUACCAGUACAUGGACACAGAGAACUUCAGACUGCCACAUGAUGAUCUGCAGGGCAUCCAGAAGAUCUACGGUAAGAUUCACCCAGAACACACUCAAUUCACAACAUACUUUUUCUACAGUGACCUAACGGUCCUACCAGCCCAUUCGCACCCUCCCGUAGAUCCACGCAAAAACGACAGGCAGACACGGCCUCCGCGAAUACCGACCGGCGACAAACCAAUGCACCCGAAUGCUAAGCCAGACAUCUGUGACGGCAGCUUCAACACGUUAGCCAUCCUCAGGAGGGAGAUGUUCGUGUUUAAGGAGCACUGGUUUUGGAGGGUCAGAGAUAACGCUGUGAUGCCCGGUUACCCCAUGCUUAUCAAUGUCUUCUGGAGGGGUCUGCCACCCAAGAUCGACGCCGUCUAUGAGAACAGCAAGGGCAAAUUUGUUUUCUUCAAAGGCAAGCAGUUCUGGGUGUUCAAGGACACAAUGCUACAGCCUGGCUACCCGCAGGACAUCUCAAUGUUUGGAAACGGCAUGCCAGCGCAGAGUAUAGAGACAGCCGUCUGGUGGGAGGACGUGGCCAAGACCUACUUCUUCAAAGGAGAUAGGUCUCUGGCAGAAGCUCUCUGGGUGGGGACGUCUUGCAUGAGUUCAGUCCGUAGCUGCAAGCGCGCAGGUCGACAGCCACGCAUAUGCCAUCUGUACCCAGCCCCGCUGCCAGGUUUCACUUACUUCUACAAGGACAAAGAGUACUGGAAGUUCAACAACCACAGGCUGCGGGUGGAGCCCGGCUACCCUCGCUCCAUCCUCAAAGACUUCAUGGGAUGCGACAUCACGCCCAUUGACCCCGACAUGCAGCCGACAGAGGACGAAGACGUUGUGAUUAAACUGGACAAUGAAGCCAGCACGGUCAAAGUCAUCGCCAUCGUCAUUCCCUGCGUCCUGGCGCUCUGCCUGCUGGUGUUGAUCUACACCGUCUUUCAGUUCAAGAGGAAGGGGACGCCCCGACACAUACUGUACUGCAAACGCUCCAUGCAGGAGUGGGUGUGAGUCACACGGCCACAAGACACGGUGGUGUAAACACCCUAAACUUGCUGACUUUGGCUCUCGACCUGCGUCUCACUCAAGGAGAACAGCGAGGGCCUUUGCUUUGAUUCCCCCCUCCAGGAGACGAGGGGUGCAUUUCCCUCCAAAACUCCCUUCUCUUGUCCCAUUGGCCCCGGUGCACCCGCUGUAGGAGGCUUGCGGGAUUGCAAGGAUCCCACGGUGCAUUGCACCGUCCAGUGCCACUGUUUGACGUGGAAAUCGCUGAUUGCUAUACCUUUAGGUUUUACAAGUGCACGCUGAAAAUUGAACAAAUUUACGAAAAUGUCGCAGGAGUCAGAUUUUUUUUUUUUUACUUUCCGAAUUUUCGCUUGGCUCCAAUCUAUUUAUUUUUGAACAGAAAUAUUUACGAUUCCCUUUAAAGCAUCCCAAACCAAAUAAAGACUCCAAAGAGGAUCUUUUUUCUUCUUUUUACAAUUUUUUUUUUUUUUUCUCCACUCCCUGCUCUAAAUAUUUUGCUAUGAUAUGUAGUGGGGAAAGUUUUGACUGUUGUGGCAGUCUGUCUCAAAAACAGGGGCCAAAUUAUUCUGCAAUAUUUUUAAUAGCCUUAAUUAUGGAUUGUGUUUGCUUUUGUUUUAGUUUAUUUGUUUGUUUUUGAGCACCGCUUUGUUUGUCCUGUCAGAACAGCAGUGCAAUAUUGCUUUGCACCCUUUGAGAUCGAUUUGAGACCUCAGUUUCGCCAGGGGCUGCACUGCCGCUGGAACGGGGCGGGACUCCUUAACCUCUGCCUAACAUAUCAGUCAAAACAGAGGGAAGACCGAGCUACUGCAACAAUGAAUACUUUAUUGUGUUUUUUUCCGUUCGACGGUAGAAUUGCAACAGCAAAGGAAGUGCUUAACCGUAUAUCGUGCUUUAUGCUCACUCGUUUGGUCGUGUUUACACGGACAGAGAUUUGAGAAUUUUUUUUUUCCCUUUUUCCAAAAGGUUGCUGUUCAAGACAGAGCAUGUCAUCUCCUUCGGACUGCCUUUAGGUCUGGAUGGGAUCCUAGAACCUUGACGUAUGAACCAGAACCACCGGAGCAACUCAGGACAGCGCUUGAUUCAAAGUGUAUGCAAGCCUUCACAUCCAGUCCUGUGUCUUUAUUAUCAACCGAGAAGAGAAUCAAGGAUAUAUCAUGUAACGUUUCACCAUUGCUUGUGAUCGGAAGUUUCUGCAAUAGGAUCGGACGAUUUUUUUAACGGAGUCAGAACUUUCAGUUGGGUCAUGUCUUGCAGUCUGACUCUAGAUCAAUCCUUUGCAUCGAACGGAUGUUUGAACAUACAGUUAUUUGCUUGCAUUAGCGUUUUUUUACGUUUGUUUAAUUUUAUUUUUUUUGGGUGCAUUCGAAAUGGUCUUAACCUCAACUUUAAAGUGGUACUUAAAGUGCUAAGCUGUCAUCCGGCACGUUUCCUUUAGAUGCGAGAAGAAGAAAAAAACGUACGUGAUCUGAAGGAAACGAUAUGCGUGUUUUUGGCAAGCAGUGUUUGAAUGUGUGUCUGUAUUGAUGCUAGAUUUUUUUUUCAUUGUUUUAAGAAAAAAAGGAAAAAAUGGGACAUUCUUCAAAUUCAUGUACUUCAUGACUCGGUUUGGGACGAACCGUCCUGACAGACUUAAUAAAUUAAUCAGUAUAUGA